This is a messenger RNA of Sclerotinia borealis F-4128, 846 nucleotides long. NCBI's taxonomy places the organism in Eukaryota, Fungi, Ascomycota, Leotiomycetes, Helotiales, Sclerotiniaceae. The record is from the annotation of a GenBank genome assembly.
AUGGAACAAUCCUCGAAAUCGAUAUCGAAACGACCAGUUCGUGACCCGCCUCCCGUUCUCUUUAUAACCCCUUCUCAAAAUGCCUCUCAUGUAUCAUUUGAAGGUGCUCUGGCACCUGUACCAUCCAACCAAUUACCUUCCUUAUAUCCCACCACCUCUAGAAAUUCCCUCGUCCGUCAACGUUCCCAAAGACUGCCUUUACGAACCAAUCUCGAUGGCCCCUCCGAUAUAACCCCCCUAAUAUCAGUUCCUCGCGCGGGAAAAGCUCCUUCCGAGGGACAAAAGCAAGCUGCGAGAACCGAUGCGCUAUGGGCGGAAAUGCAAAGUACAUUGGAAGAAGUUGAACUCAGCGCAGUAAAUGCAACGCAUGUCUUUGGACCUGAACACAGCAGAGCAUUAGAGGAAUUACGGGCAACGCAAAUAGCUUUGGCGCAAGCGUGGGCUAGGAGUGAGGCAGAUGAUGUAGUUGAUGAGGGACGUACAGGAGAUGUUAGGGGAGGGACACUGGGAAGUGAGGGAAAGAGUGCAUUGGAUGCACCGGGAAUGACAGUGACAACUGGAACGGAGGGAGGGAGGAGUUCGGCCACUAGUGGAAGUAAUGGUGGAGGUGGAGGAAAAAUGGGUAACAAAUUGGAGGAGGAUACGAGGGCAGAUAUUGUAAUGGCGAGAAAGAGAAGGGAGGCUAAUGACAGGUAUUUCCAUAGGGUGAAUGAGGGAGUUCUUGAUGUGGUAGCAAAGUUGGAGGAAGUUGCUUCUGCAAUGAGAUCCGUGGAACAAGAGAGUCGAGAUAUUUGGGGUGAUAAUGAAACUAUGGAUACUGCGAGUAUCGAAAGUCCAUCGCGAUGA